Rhodamnia argentea is the source of this 2401-nucleotide messenger RNA. RefSeq names its product protein ACTIVITY OF BC1 COMPLEX KINASE 3, chloroplastic. Gene Ontology annotation, biological process: protein phosphorylation. The record is from RefSeq and is a predicted model, not a curated record. The transcript has 7 exons. Gene Ontology annotation, molecular function: ATP binding; protein kinase activity. The coding region runs from base 120 to 2237 and encodes 705 amino acids. NCBI's taxonomy places the organism in Eukaryota, Viridiplantae, Streptophyta, Magnoliopsida, Myrtales, Myrtaceae.
CUUUCCUCUCUCGAAAAUCUUCCGAAAACGGAGAGGAAGAAUCUCAUUUCCGCGGGGUGGUCCGAAAAUCCUAAUAAGUCCUGUCGUGUCCCUUCACUCGCCAUUGAACCGAGUCGUCCAUGUCUGCCAGCGCUUUCACGGUGUCUUCGCCGUCGUGGCGCCCGAUUCCGGUCCCGAGGUCCGUCAAUGGAGGCAAAGCGGCGGCGAGAGUGGCGGCUGCGAGAGCGGCCCUGGUCGAAGCGGGUCCUCGAGGUCCGCCGGUGGUCAGGGACGGCGGAGGAGGAGGAGGCAGGGUCGGCGCGGUCGUGCCGGUGCUGAGCGUCGACCGAGCUGAGGAUAUCCAAGCCGAGGCUCGAGCCAUGGCUCGCGCCGCCAAUGCCACCGUUUACACUCCCGAGCUCCUCUCUCGCCGAUACGGCUCUCGCCCUAUCAAGGUGGUGAGUAGAGCGCUGGACAUAUUGGUUGCUUUAGGUUCUUUCGCAAUUAAGUUGUUGGUGGAUCAAAGCAAUGGACAGAUUGAUCAAAAUAAGAGGAGGCGAGGUGCUGAGUUGAGAAGGAUUUUUACGAGAUUGGGGCCAACUUUUGUUAAAAUAGGGCAGGGGCUGUCGACAAGGCCCGAUCUCUGCCCUCCCGAGUACUUGGAGGAGCUCUCUGAACUUCAGGAUGCUCUGCCCACAUUCCCAGAUACUGAAGCAUUUGCCUGCAUUGAGAGGGAGCUGGGGCUGACCCUUGAUUCGAUUUUCUCAUCUAUAUCCCCUUCUCCAAUAGCUGCGGCAAGCUUAGGGCAAGUUUACAAAGCACGGCUGAGAUAUUCUGGUCAAUUAGUUGCUGUAAAAGUGCAAAGACCAGCUAUCGAAGAAGCUAUAGGGCUUGACUUCUACCUGAUAAGAGGUCUUGGAAUUCUCAUCAAUAAAUACGUCGACAUAAUUACCAGUGAUGCCGUUGCUCUUAUUGAUGAAUUUGCUCGAAGAGUUUAUCAGGAGCUCAACUACGUGCAGGAGGGGCAGAAUGCAAGGAGGUUUAAGCAGUUGUAUGCUGACAAGGCAGAUGUCCUUGUCCCUGAUAUUUUUUGGGAUUAUACAAGUGGCAAAGUGUUGACAAUGGACUGGGUGGAUGGAGUCAAACUAAAUGAGCAGGAAGCAAUUGAGAGACAAGGUUUAAAAGUUCUGGAUUUUGUGAACGCAGGCAUUCAGUGCAGCCUUAGACAGCUGCUUGAGUAUGGAUAUUUUCAUGCAGAUCCUCAUCCUGGUAAUCUUUUGGCAACGCCUGAGGGUAAACUUGCUUUUCUUGAUUUUGGGAUGAUGAGUGAGACCCCGGAGGCAGCGAGGUUUGCUAUAAUAGGUCAUGUGGUCCACCUCGUUAAUCGGGAUUAUGAAGCUAUGGCUCGUGACUACUAUGCUCUAGAUUUUCUCUCACCUGAUGUGGAUGUGUCGCCAAUUGUGCCGGCUCUUCGGAACUUUUUUGAUGAUGCGCUUAAUGCAACUGUCAGUGAACUAAACUUCAAAACCUUAGUCGAUGGCUUGGGCGCUGUUUUAUACCAGUAUCCUUUCAAUGUGCCUGCAUAUUAUGCUUUGAUAUUGAGAUCCCUUACCGUGCUGGAAGGUUUAGCACUUUAUGCUGAUCCUAACUUCAAGGUGCUGGCUGCUUCAUAUCCUUAUUUUGCUAAGAGGCUUCUCACUGAUCCAAAUCCAUAUCUGAGAGAUGCUCUUAUUGAGUUGCUGUUCAAGGAUGGGAGGUUUAGGUGGAAUAGACUUGAAAACUUACUUGAACAAGGUAGAAAAGACAGAGACUUUUCAGCAAAAGAUGCUUUGCAACCUGUUUUGAAGCUAUUAUUGGGCCCCGAGGGGGAAGAACUGCGGGUUUUGGUGGUAAAGGAGUCUGUUCGUGUAACAGAAGCUAUCGUCCUUGGUUCAGUUAUCGAUGGAUAUAAUUCUGCUCCUGCUUUUAUGCGAACUCUAUUAUUCAAUGGGAAUGCUAAUGGACCUCUCGUGAUGAAUGAUGAUGAACUGAAAAGGAUGAUAGGUCUCCGGGAUCAAGUCAUGAGGAUAUGGGGACUUCUGAGAACCUCUCAGAGUUUUGAUCCGAGCCUUCUGCAACCUAUUCUGCAAGUCCUUCAAGAACCUGAAGCACGCAGCUUAGGAGGGCGUGUUGCUGGUGGAAUUACGCAGCGUCUUGCAGCCAGAAUGCUCCAGCAAGUCCUCCGGCCGCCGCCCACUGUGGCCACUACCUCCCUAUAGCCGAUGCGAACCAAUUCCUGUGUAGGAUAAUUGGUGCGUGUUGUAAAUUUUCGCUCUGGAGGUGGACGCUCGCUCCAUUCUUGUCAUCAUCAUGUUGUAAUUUAUUCAAGCAAUGGUGAAAGAUUAUUUGCAGAUGACUAUAACAGUCACAGACUUAGGAUGAA